Messenger RNA from Myotis lucifugus (little brown bat), 1203 nucleotides. It is a transcript of the gene MRTO4, whose product is annotated as MRT4 homolog, ribosome maturation factor. NCBI's taxonomy places the organism in Eukaryota, Metazoa, Chordata, Mammalia, Chiroptera, Vespertilionidae. Gene Ontology annotation, cellular component: nucleolus; preribosome, large subunit precursor. Gene Ontology annotation, biological process: nuclear-transcribed mRNA catabolic process; rRNA processing; ribosomal large subunit biogenesis. Bases 280 to 999 code for a protein of 239 amino acids. Gene Ontology annotation, molecular function: RNA binding. The record is from RefSeq and is a predicted model, not a curated record. The transcript has 8 exons.
GCCGCGAACCAUAGAGUUGGAGCCACACGCGAAGCCCUCGGUGGGGCGCUCAGGACUCGGAAGUCCCCGGACGCGCGGAGAGUCGCCCUGGAGACGUGGGGAAGGGCGCAGGUGGCGGCCGGCGGAGAGGCUGACUGCAGCGCAGAUUGGGUCAGGCACUUGCGAGGACAGCUCCCGAGGGCCGUCCCAGAGGCCCCCGCGCCGCCGGGGUCCUAACAGGCCGCGCCUCCGGGGUCCUAACAGGCCGCACCGCCUUCCGUUGCACGUGCCUGCGGAGAGAUGCCCAAGUCCAAGCGCGACAAGAAAGUUUCCUUAACCAAAACUGCUAAGAAAGGCUUGGAACUGAAACAGAACCUGAUAGAAGAGCUUCGGAAAUGUGUGGACACGUACAAGUACCUGUUCAUCUUCUCCGUGGCCAACAUGAGGAACAGCAAGUUGAAGGACAUCCGGAACGCCUGGAAGCACAGCCGGAUGUUCUUUGGCAAAAACAAAGUGAUGAUGGUGGCCUUAGGUCGAAGCCCAGCUGAUGAGUACAAAGACAACCUACAUCAGGUCAGCAAGAAGUUGAGGGGUGAAGUUGGUCUCCUUUUCACCAAUCGCACUAAGGAGGAAGUGAAUGAGUGGUUCACGAAAUUUGCGGAAAUGGACUAUGCCCGAGCUGGAAACAAAGCAACGUUCACCGUGAACCUGGACCCGGGGCCCCUGGAGCAGUUCCCGCACUCCAUGGAGCCACAGCUGAGGCAGCUGGGCCUGCCCACCGCCCUCAAGAAGGGUGUGGUGACCCUGCUGUCCGACUACGAGGUGUGCAAGGAGGGCGACGUGCUGACCCCAGAGCAGGCCCGAGUCCUGAAGCUUUUCGGGUAUGAGAUGGCUGAAUUCAAGGUGACCAUCAAAUACAUGUGGGAUGCACAGUCCGGAAGGUUCCAACAGAUGGGAGAUGACUUGCCAGAGAGCGCGUCCGAGUCGGCAGAAGAAUCAGAGGAAGAUGACGACUGCUGACGGGCACGUGGGACUGAGGGCCUCCCGGCCGUGCCAGGUGUCAUAUUGACCACACUGGACUGGCGCCGCCCCUCUUGGGGGAGCAGCUGUUUGUUUUGCUGUGAUGAAGACGAGAGGGCAAUAGGGACAGACUGUUUACCUACAAAGAAUAACUGUCUGCAGGGUGUCUCCCUGUAGGUGGCAAAGGAACUUUUCUCAGAAAAA